Caenorhabditis angaria is the source of this 15342-nucleotide messenger RNA. The record is from the annotation of a GenBank genome assembly. NCBI's taxonomy places the organism in Eukaryota, Metazoa, Nematoda, Chromadorea, Rhabditida, Rhabditidae.
AUGUUAUUUUUCCAGAAUCACCUAUUGCAUGCUUUAGCCAACGAAACUCACAACAACAAAAAAAGAAUGGCCGAAGCACCACCUCAAACUGAAGCACCAUUGGCGACAGAACCGCCGUCGAAUCUACAAGAAAAUCAAGAGGAGGAAGCUCCGAUUCAAGUAAUAAUCGAUUCGGAAUCAGAAGAUGAAGCGCGAGCCGAAGAAGCGCAUUUCAAAAGAAAUGGCGGGCUUCCCUAUGAUGAUCAUAAUUAUGGAAAUUUAGAGUUGAAAAAUCGAGGAAAUGAUGAGGAAGAUGAACAACCUUUUCCUAUUAUUGGACCGCUUGAUGAAUGUGGGAUUUUUUUUAUAUAUACAUAUUUAUUUAUUGAUUUUUCUUAUUACAGAUGGAAAUGUUUUGCCAAUUGCUCCACCACAACCUCCACCACCUCACCAAACUCAUUUUCAUCCGCGAGCCGCUGCUCCAAAUCAGCCAAAACAAUACAAUGCACAUUUUAUAUCAUCUUCGGGUGAUCAUCAUCAUCAUCAUUUUGCACCGACACGAAAUGAGCCUUCGAUAGUGGCGCGGGCGCCGGCAACAAAUUCCUAUCGAGUCACGACGGAAAGUGGAGUUGGUGGUGCGAGUGGAUAUCAGGCGGGCGGCAGGACGAUUUUGCAACAGACUAGACAGAUUAUGCGACCGAGAGGUGAGGCGAAACAUUGAGAAUUUUGGGGUUUUUGUGAGAAAAUUCAUGGAAAACCAGUUUUUUUCAUUGAAAAAUGGGAAAAAUCGAUAAUUUUGGACGUGGAACCUGGAAAGCUUGAGAUUUUUGAUUGAAAAAGGGUUUUUGAUCAGAAAAUUCAUGGAAAACCACUUUUUAGCAUCAAAAGAAAAUGGAAAAAUCGUUAAUUUUGGACCUGGAACCUGAAAAGCUUGAGAUUUUUGAUUGAAAAAUCAGAUGUUCUACCCAAAAAUCUGAAUUUUUCACAAAAAUUUGAAAAUUUCACUAAUUUUCCAACAAAUUUGUCCAAAUCAAUUAGAAAAUCGAUAUUUUUUGCUCUGGAAACUAAGGGCUCACGGAAAUUCUCUGAAAACUGGGCUUUUGGUCAGAAAAUUCAAGGAAAAUCAUAGUUUUGUUGAAAAUUUCAGGGUUUUCAAUUUAAAAAAAAUGGGAAAAAUCGAUAAGUUUGACCUGGAAACUGAAAAGCUUGUGAUUUUUGGCUGAAAAAUCAGAUUUUCAAUGCAAAAAAAUCCACGUGGCAUUUUUGAGCCGAUUUUUGUAAAAAAAAAAUCAGUAAAAUCCUAAAGUUGUCUCGAAAAAUCAGAUUUUCUAACAGAAAUCCUCAUGGAAUUAGCCUAUAUUCCAAAAUCAACGAUUAUUUUCCAGCGGAACUCUCUCAAUCCGGUCAACCAAUCUACACCCAAGUCCACCAUCAUCAACCCGGAACUCUACGAGCUCAACCCGCUGGUUCUGGCACCAAUAUAAAUUCACCAAUGAUUCCACGUCGCCAACCACCACAACAACAAGGUCAACCCGGUGCCUAUCAACAUAUUGUACAAACAACACCGGCCGGUUUGAUUCGAAGAACGAUUCCGCAAAGACCGGCGAUUUUGGGACAAGCGAAUCGCGGAAUUGCUGCGACUGCUGGAAGUGUUGCUGCCGCCGCUGCUGGUGGUGAACAUUAUUCACCAGUUCAUAGGAGAAUGGCUGAUGUUGCACCGCAUAGGUGAGAGAUUUUGAUCGGAAUUCAAAUUUUCUGGCUCAAAAAUGCUCAUUUUUCAUAUUUUCGAGCUCGGAAAUGCCAAAAUUAUUGAUUUUUGAGGGAAAUGCCCCGGAUUUUUGAAUUAGCGCUCUAAAUCUAUUUUUUGAUAAAAUCUAGAGCAUUUUCUGGCUUGAAAUACUCAAAUUUCAGCUUAAAAUGGUCCCAAAUUCAAUGUUAAAUGUUAAUUUUGAGCUGAAAAUCGUUAAAAUCUCUCAAAAUUCAUGUCUAAAAAUCCCCAUUUUCAAACCAAACUAUUGUCUGGAAUUCCAGAUUUUUUUGCUGAAAAUCCAUCAGAUUUUUAAAGUUUUUUUUAGUUUUGUUUAUAAGAAAAAUGUAAUACAUUUCAAUUUCUCAAGUUUUCCUUCAAAAAAUCAUUGAAACGUACAUUUUCAGGCAUAAAAAAUGGAGCAAAAUGCUUAUUUUUCAGAAAAUCUCAAUUUUUUUGGCUGAAAAUUGAAAAAUACAAAUUUUCAGCUGAAAUUUGAAGUCUAAAAAUCUAAUUUUUCAGAAGAAAUGUGAAAUUCAGCAUUUUUGAGCUGAAAAUUCACAAAUUUUGACAAUUUUAAGCUAAAAUUCCAUUAUUUUAUUAAAUUUCAUGAUUCCUUGCUCAAAAAUGCUCAUUUUUUCACAAUUUUCGAGCUCAAAAUGCUCCAAAUUUUUCAAAUAGAUUUUCAUGCUUAAAAUAUACCAAAUUUUGUCCUGAGAAUCAUCUCAGGCUGAGCAAAAAUAAAUUGUGCUCAUUUGAAAGAUUGUGCUCUAAUUAGUACAAUCCUCGUGGGGAUUUUUUUCCUGGAAUCUUCUCGAAGAUUGUACUAAUUAGUGCACUAUCUCUCAAAAAAAGUUAGUGCACUAUCUCUCUCUCGAUUUUCAGAGCGAAAUUUGGUAUAUUUUAAGCCUGAAAAUUGAAUUGAAAAAAAUUUGGAGCAACCGGAGAACUUUAAUUUUGGGCUGAAAAUUGUGAAAAAAUGAGCAAUUUUGAGCCAGGAAUCUGAAAUUUAAUUGAAAUGAUCACACCUGGAGAGACAGUGUCCAAAAAUUUUUGUACAGUGUGAAAUUUUUUCAAAAAAAAAAUUGUGCAGCGUGAAAAUCUGAAGUUUUCGAAAAAAAAAAACCUCGCCGGCAAUAGGACUCGAACCCUGGUCUCAUGCACGCCAGUCAAAACUGCUAUCCUCUCGGCCACAUCUCUCUUUUCUCCCGAAGGGAAAAUGUUGGUGGAAAGGAAACUGUUUUCAAACGAAUGCGUUGCAACGUUGCUCAAAAUUUGAAGUUAGGAAAACUAAGCUUGGACUUGACGAACAUGGUUGAAUUUUUUAUGAUAGAUUGCUAAGGUCAUAGGCAGUGUGGAACACCAUGAGUGCAGUGUGGAAAUGCCCUAUUUCGCUGUUAUUUUGAAGUGUCCAUUUUGAUGGAAAAAUUGGCCACUGGAAAGAAUCGCGGGGCAUUUUUUAAUAAGGCAACCUCCGGGUUUGGUUUCUUCACAAAGUAGGGUUAUUUUUGUGUCUAGUUUUUGAAUUUACCCAUGUGCAGUGUGGAAAUUGAUUUUGAAAGUGACAAUUGAUGAAAAACAGUUUUUUACUGGACACUAUGUUUUUCUAGGCGAGUAAUCAAUUUCCACACUGCACAUGGAGUUCCAAUAAGAUAAAAGACUGUCUAGAAACUAUUUUCAUUUUAAAAAUGAAGAUUUUUCGAGGUAUAAACUUGUUUGUUAUAGUGUGAAAAAUUGAAAAAAAAAUAAAAAAAUUGCUUCGUUGAGCAAAACCGAACCCGUGACCUUGUGACUGAGGGCGCAGCGUCUUAGCCACUCGGACAAUCGUGUUUUUUAUUUGAAGGGAGAAAUGUUGGUGAAAAGGAAACAAGUGAUUUUUUUUCGAAAAAAUACAGUGUGACUUUUGAAAAAAUGUACAGUGUCCAUUUUAGACACGUCUCGUCAGGUGUGGAAAUGAUGGAUUUUUAGCUGUAAAUUGUCAAAAUUGUUGGAUUUCGAGCUCGAAAAUGCUGGAUUUCACAUUUCUUCUGAAAAAUUGAUUUCUAGACCUGAAAUUUCAGCUGAAAAUUUGUUUUUGUCAAUUUUCAUAUAUUGAAACAUUUUCCCCCAUUUUUUAUACCCGAAAAUGUACGUUUCAAUGAUUUUUAAAGGAAAAUUUGAAAAAUUGAAAUGUAAUCGAUCACGAAUAUUUAACAACUGAAAAAAGCUUAAAAAUUUGAUGGAUUUUUAGCCUGAAAAUCUGGAAUUUCAGACAUAUUGCAAUAGUUUUGUCUGGAAAAAUGGAAUUUACAGACCUGAAAUUUGUGCAAAAAUGGGAUUUUUAAAGCCUGAAAAUCAAGAUUUUUUCCAGAAUGACCCAAGAACAACGUCUCCAACAACAAGCUUCACUUCGCCCACCACCAGCUCCACUUCCACCACCACCACAACAAAUAUCUGCACCCCAACAACCUCAGCAGUUCACCAAUUUGGAAGGUGUUGCACCAAUGUUGGUUCCGGCACGCGGAAGCAGGCUUUUGGUGCGCGGAAGAGCUGGAAGUCACGGACAGAAGCGACGGGAAGAUGGAACGGAAAUGAUUCUCCAAGAGAGCCCGGCGAAAGCGGCGGCUCCGCAAGCGGACGCGGAUUCGCCGGCGAAAAUGGGUGCUGUAAAACCGCCGCAUCGAAUGAGUCAAGAGGAGAAGAAUGCGCAUAUUGCGAAACAUUUGGAAAAGGAUAAGAUGCCCGAUCCGAUUGCGGCAGCAACUGCGGAAAAUAAUGUGGCGUCGGUUGUGUUGGCUGUUGCGGAAGCGGUGAAUGCGGCGAAUUUGGGAGGAGCUAGGGUUGGUGGCAUUUUCUAGGGGGGGGGGUUGCUGAAAUUUGAAUUUUCAGCUCAAAAUACCUGAAGUUCAAGCCGAAAAAAUCGAUUUUCAGCACAAAUUUUUGUUUUCAAUAAUCCUUAUACCUGAAAUUGAUGAUUUUUGGAUUAUUUCAACCCAAGAAUUACCAAAAUUGUUGAAUUUCGAGAUGAAAAUCUGUAUUUUUCAAUUUUCAACCAGAAAAUUGGAGAUUUUCUAUAAAAAAGCAUUUUUUCUUGAAUUUUUAUCCCCCGAAAAUUUACGUUUCAAUAAUUUUUGAAGAGAAAUUUGAAAAAUUGAAAUGUAAUUCAUGUUUUAUUAUUAAAACUCUUGAAAUGUUGAAUUUUUCUGAAUCCCUGUAAAAUUUAUGUUAUUAUGAGCAAUGCCAUAUUUUUUCUAGAAAAAAAAGCACUUUUGCUUGAAAUUUUAUCCCAAAAAAUUUCCCCGAAAAAUGCACGUUUCAAAUAUUUUCAAUUUCAGGAUUAAAAACCUUUUUGCAGCCAUCCACGCUUCCAACACCAUCCACAUCAACUCCAACAAAUAACACUCAACAAACUGCCAAAGAAAAAGAUGAGAUAACUCGCCUUGCAAAUGAUAUCAGAUUGUCGUGUGAAUCUUUUGUGCCAGCACCACCUCCAACUUCUUCUUCUGCACACCAAACACCAUCAAAAUCCCACCAAAAUGGAUGGAAUUCGAGCCAAAAUGGUGGAGGUGCCACAGAUAAGGAAUUGACUGAAGCGCGUGUUAAACAACACAUUGAAACGGCCAGAAAACAAUUGGAAGAGGAGGGAAAUUUGCAACAUCAGCAACAACAACAGCAAAAUAUGGUGCCGAUGAUUGGAGCUGAGAGGAAACGAGCGGUUAGCUCGUUUUUGGCCGGAUUGACGCCCAAUGAUCAACCAGCUAGACAACGUGGAAGACCAAAGGGAAGCACGGGGGUGAGUGGAUUUUUGAGCAAAAUUGGGGGAAAAAUGAGCAUUUUUGAGCCAUAAAUCAAAAAUUGAGAAAUUUUGAGCCAAGAAUCAUGAAAUUUGAGAAAAUUGGAGCAUUUUGAGCCAGAGAACUUGAUUUUUGAGCUAGAAAUAUGAAAAAUGGUCAAUUUUGAGCCAGAAAAUAUAUAUUUUUAGGGCUGAAAAUUUGAAAGCCCUGAAUCAUUCAAAAUUCUGAAAUUAUACAUUUCAGCUCUGAAAAAUGUAUGAAAUUUGAUUUUUUUUUACGAGCUCUAGAGGAUUUUUUACUCCUGGAACUUGAAUUUUUAUCCAAAAAUGUUGAAAAUGUGCAUUUUUGAGCCAGGAAUCAUGAAAUUUGAUGAAACUUGUCAAAAUUUCUGUAUUUAGAGCUCGAAAAAUGCUGGAUUUUACAUUUCUUAUAAAAAAUUGAUGAAUUUUUCAUCUGAAAAUUUGUAUUCUUCAAAAUUUUCAGCCAAAAAUUUUGAGAUUUUCUGAAAAACAGCAUUUUUGCUCCAUUUUUAUGCCCGAAAAUGUACGUUUCAAUGAUUUUUGAAGGAAAAUUUGAAAAAUUGAAAUGUAAUGGGGGUCUAUCAUAAACAAAACUACAAAAAAGCCUAAAAAUUUGAUGGAAUUUCAGACAAUUUUGUCUGGAAUUUUUAGACCUGAAAUUUAGUGGAUUUUUAUAGAUUUUAACGAUUUUCAGCUCAAAAUCAGCAUGAAAUCUUGAAAAAAUGAUUUUUGGACCAUUUUCAUCCCAAUUCUCGGAAAAAAUCUGAAAAUCCAAAUUUUCAGACGCGAAAUCGCUGGUCAACCUCAUCAAAUCAACAAGAUGCCCCAAUUCCACCAGGAAAUGUUGUCCGAAUUGGUCAAGGUGUUCGAACAAUGCCAGCGCAGCCACCAAUCGCUCACCCGCUCCCACUUCCUCUUCCACUUACCCAUCCACUUGCUCCAAUACCUUCAGCACACCUUCCCGCUGUUCAAAUGCACCAACCGCCACCAAUCAAUUCACCGGGUGUCAACAAGGACUCGGAUUCGGAAAGUGAUGGAGUGAAACAGGGUGGUGAAUCGGGUGGAGAUUUUGGAGAUGAUUGGACGAUGAGAUGUCAUUGUGAAAUGUCGCAUGGUGAUGGACAUUGUGUGGAAUGCGAGAAAUGCGGGUUGGUAGCAUUUUUUAGCGGGAAAUUAUGAGCCCGGGAGCUUGAAAAUUGAUGAAAUUUGACCCUAGAUGAUGUAGAUUGUGAAAAAUUCGGUUUUGGACCUGAAAAUCAUGAAAAUUCAGCUCAGAAGCUUGAAAAUUCUGAAAAAUUUACUCUAGAGGUCCUAAACUGUGAAUCAUUUUGCUCUGGGCCUCAUAUUCAUGGAAAUCUGGCCUCAGAAACUUUGAAAAUGGUUUUUUGAACUUCUAAAUUUAGAAAAAUCUAAUUUUGACCUCAAAAUUUUAAAAAUUCGGCUUCGGACCUUGAAAAUUACGGGAAAUUUGACUCUGGAGACUGUAAAAUCUGAUUUUGCAACCCGGAUUCGGCCAAAUCCUAACAUAAAAAUCCAAUUUUUCAUUGCAGAAAUUGGCAACACACAUUAUGCAUGGGCUUGAAACCAUCGGAAGCCGACAAAAUGAACAAUUAUCAAUGUGAAGUUUGUCAGCCGCGUAUUUUGUCGGUCACCAAAACGGAAGCGCGAAAAAUUCAAAAACGCGAGUUGGAUCGAUUGAGGAAAGCGACGGCGAAAAAGGAGAAGAAGAGCGGAGGAGCGAGAAAGGUGAGAGAUUCUGGAUUUUCAGACACUGAAAAUGCUGAAAUUCUUUGAUUAGGCUGAAAAUGUGAUUUUCCAAACCUGAAAUUCAGAAUUGUUGAAGAUUUUUGAUUUAUUUCAUUCCGAGAAUUUUCAAAAUUGAUGAAUUUCUAGCUGAAAAAUUUUAUUUUUCAAUUUCAGCGUGAAUUUUUUGAGAUUUAAUGCCAAAAAAUUGCCCCGAAAAUUUAAGUUUCAAUAAUUUUUGAAGUGAAAUUUGAAAAAUUGAAAAAUAAUUCAUAUGUGGUUUUAUUUGUUUGAAUCUCUUGAAAUGUUGGAUUUUUCUCAAUCCCUGUAAAAAUUAUGUUAUCAUGAGCAAUGCCAUUUUUUUUUCUAGAAAAAAAAAUUGAAAAAUAGAUUUUUUGCUUGAAUUUUUAUCCCCCGAAAAAUGUACGUUUCAAAUAUUUUUGAAGAGAAAUUUGAAAGAUUUAUAUGUAAUUCACCUUGCAGCCUUGUUGCGAACAACCCAAUUUUACGCAUUUCCGCACAUGCGGAAGCUUGCGGAAAUCACCAAUUCCUCUUUUUUGCAGAGUCUCCCAAAAGAUGCAACAAAACGCCGUUCAUUAACCGCUUCCGCACUCACCAAACCCGAUCCGCCACCGUAUUCCGAUGCCAACGAUUAUUCGAGAACCGCCCAAAGAUUGUUGAAAACACUUGGAGCAACUAGUGGAGCAUCGGGACUUUUGGAAGAUGCGAAAAGUCGAACGAGAGCGAAAAGAAUGUUUGUUGAGGAGAAUAUUGAAGGUAUGGGUAGGGAAUUGAUGAAAAGCCUAAAAAUCCUGAAUUUCUAGGCUCAAGUCAAGCCUGAUCUCAAACUCUCCUAAUUUCCAGGCCUCGUCUCAACAGCGCCCGUCGAUCCUCGUCAAGUCAUCAUCGAAUUGUCCGGCUACGUUUGCCGACCCGAAGAAACAACGAGAGAAGCUGGUGGUAUUGCAGGUGUCUAUCAAUAUGAUGGCCUAAUGAAAGGACCGACUGGAGAGGAUAUUGGACCAUCCACUGGAAAUGAAUUGAUUUGUAUUGAUGCGAAAAAGAAGGGAAAUGAUUCGAGAUAUACGAGAAGGUAAUUUUUGGGGGAUUUUUGGAAACUAAAAUGAGCCUGAAGGCUGAAAAAUAGGCCUAAAAAUGUUGUCAGGCCUGAAAAUUAGCCUAAACUUGGUCUAGAUCUAGUUUUGAUCGGCCUGAAGUUGGGUAGAAUUUUGAUAAGCCUAAACAUAUCCUGGAGAAGCCUAAAAAUAAGCCUUGCUGAAUUUUGCUAGGCCUGAAGAUGAGCCUGAAAAAUCCACGUGGCGAAAUUCAGCUAAUAGACUUUAUUUAGGAUAAAAAUGAGCCUAGAAAUGUUGUCAGGCCUGAAAAUCAGCCUACGUUUGGUCCAAAUCAAUUUUUGAGUGGCCUGAAGUUGGCAGACAUUUGGUGAGCCCGAAAUUUGUCUAGGCCCAUUUUUGGCAAGCCUACUCUCAUUUUGCUGGGCCUAAAAAUUGUCCUAGAUUAAUUUUUGCUAGGCCUAAAAGUACCCAACUAAAUUGUUGGCUAGGCCUGAAUAUCCAGAGUCUAACACUGACCUAAAGGGCCGUUUUGAGGCCUGAAAUAAAUCUAGAAAUACCCUAAGCCUCGAAAAUCUCCGAAUUUUUGCAGAAGUUGUCAACCGAAUUGUGUUCUCAAGCAUGUUUUGGACGAAAAAGGCAUUUUGGGAGUAAUGAUUGUUGCCACCCGCUUCAUUCCAUAUAAUACUGAAAUUACACUGCCUUUUGAUAAUGAUUGGAGACAAAGAAAAAACAAAUUGACUUGCGCCGAUCAUUUUGGAGAGGAAUCAACGAAUUGUGGUCCGGAAAUUGAGCGGGCUCGAUUAAAUCCGCCGAUUUUGAAUGUCCCACAACCACCCAAAAGACCCGCAAUUUUUGAUAGUAUUUUGAAGAAUGAAGAGGAUUUGGUGGAUGCGGCACAACGAGCGGAUAUUCAGCGGAAAGAGCGGGAAGCGGCCAAGCAGUCGGCGACUCCCAAAACCACUCCAAAAGUUGUUGCGCCGAAACCCCCGCCGAAAGCGCGAGCUGUUAGCCUCGAGAAAUCGCCGUCGGUUGGCAGGAAAUCGGAAGAGGGAGAGAAGAAAUUGGUGAGGAUUUUGGGGGUUUUGAGCCUAAAAUUUGAUGAAAAUUGACCCAGGGCAGAUUUUCUGAUAAAAAAUUGGCUAUAAUUCAAAAAUUUUGAUGAAAAAUAACCCUUGGACGAUUUCUGAGCCUGAAUUUGGCUCCUGAAUGAUUUUUCUAGUGAAAAUUGAGCCCUGCAUCAAUUAUGUGCUCAAAAACAGCUUCAGACCGUUUUCCAGCCAAAAAAAAAUCUGAAAAUCAAGAUUUUCAGCGUGAAAAUUGACUCGAGGCUCAGUAUUAGCUGAAAAUCUAAAAAUCUUUUGAAUUUUGAGCGAAAAGACCGGAAUUUGUGUUGAACAUCACAAAAGCAGCUGUAUUGCUCAUAUUAAACUCGAAAAACGCCUGGAAAUUCCAAAAUUUCAUGAAUUUUUAAGCGUUGCUCAUAUUAUACUGGAAAAAAUGCCUGAAAAAUUCAAGUUUUCAUGAAAAUACAAGUAUUGCUCAUAUUAAACUCGAAAAACACCUGGAAAUUCCGAAUUCUCAUGACAAUUCUAGUAUUGCUCAUAUUAUCCUGAAUAAAAUUAACCUUGAUUCUAAACUUUAGGAUUUGGAAUCUGGAAAAUAGUAAUUUUUAGCUGAAAAAUUCAGUUUUGGUAUCAAAAAAUCAGAUUUUUGUUCGAAAAUUAGGCUAAAAUAAUUUUCUAGCUGUGAAAUCCAAUUUUUUAUCCCAAAGCCCCAUUUUUGCAGAGCCGCGAAGAACGUCGAACUCAACAAUAUGAAAUUCUAUUCUCUCGACAAGAAGAAGAGGCGAAAAAGAAGGAAAGUAAACGAAAAUCGACUGGAAAAACAGCGGAAAAGAAAGAAAAAUCAGUGGAAAAAGAGCUGAAAGAGGAGGAGCCAAAGAUUGAGCCAAAAGAAGAAGAGAAGAUUCCAGAAACACCCGAAAAACCGGCUGAAAAACGAACAUCGGCGAGAAGAGUUUCGGCGAAAAUCGCCGAAUCCACGCCGACUCGAGAAUUGUCGGCCAGACAGAAAAAGAAGAGAUUGGAAUCGGAAGCCGAGUCCGAAGGUGAGCGAUUUUGAGCCCUGGAGCUUGAAAAUUUGACCUGAAAUUCAAAAAAUUGAUGAAUUCUGAGCUCUGGAGCUUGAAAAUCAGAAAAAUUGACCUGAAAUACGAAAAAUUGAUGAAUUUUAAGCCCUUGAGCUUGAAAAUCCGAGAUUUCUUUUUUUCCUUAAAGGGGGUACGGGCUAAUCAAAAUUUUAUGGAAAAAAAUAUACCAUCUGAAAGAAGAGGUUUCGUUUAGUAUGUUCCCAAAUUUUUAUAAUUAUUUUUCACGUUUGAAUACCAUUUUUUCACGCGCAAACACGAAAAAGUUGCGCUCGACCUCAGAGAAAUAGCAUGCAGACACGAGAGACACAGCGUAUUUAGGCCCCGCCCCCUUCUAUGCGCUGUGUCUCUCGUUUCUCUAUGCUAUUUCUCUGAGGUCGAGCGCAACUUUUUCGUGUUUGCGCGUGAAAAAAUGGUAUUCAAACGUGAAAAAUAAUUAUAAAAAUUUGAGAGCAUACUAAACGAAACCUCCUUUUUCAGAUGGUAUAUUUUUUUCCAUAAAAUUUUGAUUAGCCCGUACCCCCUUUAAAACUUGUCGAAAAUCAAGAUUUUUUUCGAAAAUUUCAAAAAAAAAUUUUGCAGCCUCAGCCUCUGCUUCAAUUUCCAAAACCACAACAACAUCAGCCACAGUUCCACCAUUGAAACGUUGGAAAGCGGAAGCGGCAAAAGAAUCGGCACAAAAUCAAAAAGUCGAAUCACCGAUGGUAUUCAAAAAACAAUGGAUGAAACGACAUAUUGCUGAAGUUGUUAGUGAGGUCUCACCGUCGAAAAAAACGCGUCGCUCCUCUGUCGAAAAGUUCACUUUCGGCGAAAUUCGCGCACAAUUUCGCGAAAACGCGCGACUUGUCGCUGAAAAACUCGGAAAACAAUGGUAUGAUCCGUCGAGUUGGAUGACCAAGGAGGAUAAGGUGAGAAAUCUGGAAUUUUGGCUGAAAAUGACCCAAAAAUUAAUUUCAGGUGUCUCGAAAAGUUCGAAAUAUGAUUGAAGAUCAACGAAAACAAGACGAGGAGAAAGAGCGUAGAGAACGAAGAGAGAAGAGAGAAUCAGAGAGUGAGAGACGAAAAAAGGCUGAAGAGACGGUAGAGAAAAAUGAGGAGGAAGCAGAGAUUGAGAAAGUGGAAGAGACGCAGAUGGUUAGAGAACAAGAAGUUGCUGCAGCACCGACAACAUCGAAAAUUGUUGCGAUUGAAGAGGAGGCAAAAAAAGUGACGAGAAAGGUGGGAAUUUUGAAAUUUGGGGUCGAAAAUUGGAUUUUUCAUGGAAAAUUAGCCCUGGGGCCGAGUUUUGAGCACGAAAUUGGAUUUUUUACGAAAAAUUUGGUCCAGGGUGAAAAUUUGAGCAUUGCUCAUAUUGAACUUGGAAAAUAGCUGUGAAUUUGAGCAUUGCUCAUGUCAAACUCGAAAAUUUCUGAAAAUCCCAAAUUUCCUCGAAAUUUUCAAGAAUUGCUCAUAUUAAGCUUGUAAAAUACCUGAAAAACUUGGUCUGAUCAAUUUUUUCGGUGAAAUUAUCGAGAUUUGCAGGAAAAUUAGAAAGUUUGGGUCGAAGUAUCGAAAUAUUAGCGAAAUUUAGUCCAAAGCGAAUUUCUAGAGGGAAGUUAACGAAGUUUUCAGGAUAAUUAGACUUAUGAGGGAAUUUUGAGUCGGAACUUAGUUCUAGAGCGAAUUUAUGGAGGGAAUUAUCGAAAUAUUGACGAAAAUUAGGCACUGGACUACUUUUGGACUGGAAAUUCGGACCAGAGCGAAAUUCUGCGUGAAAAUAUUACAAAAAUAGGACCAUAGAGGAUUUCCGGGCCGAAUUAUUGAGAUUUUAGCGAAAAUUAAUCCUAGAGCAAAUUUCUGGAGGGAUGAAUUUUUCACUGGAAACAUCGAUUUUUAGCGAAAAUUAGGCUCUGGAUAUAUUUUUUACUGGGACCAUCGAAAUAUUGGCGAAAAUUUGGACCAGAGCGAAUUUCUGGGUGGAAAUAUUACGAAACAAGGACCAUAGAGGGCCAAAUUAUCGAAAUUUUAGCGAAAAUUAGUCCUAGAGCGAAUUUCUAGAGGGAAGUUAUCGAAAUAAUGAUGAAAAUUAGGCUCUGGACGAAUUUUUUACUGGAAAUUUGGACCAAAGCGAAUUUCUGGGCCGAAUUAUCGAUUUUUCAGCGAAAAUUAGGCUCUGGGCGAAUUUUUUACUGGGGAUAUCGAAAUAUUGACGAAAAUUUGGACCAGAGCGAAUUUCUGGAGGGAAUUAUCGAAAUAAUGAUGAAGAUUAGGCCCUUGACGAAUUUUUGACUGGAAAUUUGGACCAGAGCGAAUUUCUGGGCCGAAUUAUCGAUUUUUUUAGCGAAAAUUAGGCUCUGGGCGAAUUUUCUACUGGGGAUAUCGAAAUAUUGAUGAAGAUUAGGCCCUGGACGAAUUUUUACAGAGAUUUAUCAAAUUUGUUAUAAAAAAUCUGACCUAGAGUCGAUAUUUCAUCAAAAAUUAGAGUUUUUGGGUUAAUUGUUGUGUUUUGUUUUGAAUUUUCAUUGAAAAUUGUGCCAAAAUGUAAGUUAGGGCCGAUUUUUUCAUCAAAAAUAAAAUUUCGUCUGAAAAUCAGUGUAUUUUUGCAGCGUCUCUCGGUUGCCGAAUACAAAAUGCGAAAAUCUGGAAAUUUGCCAACUGGAAUCUAUCACGGACCAAUUGACACCAGCUCUUCACAAAAAGACGAAUCGCCGGUCAGCCAAAAACCAUCGUCUUCCGGUUUUAUUCCGAGCACCGAAGGAGCCAGUGGGCAAAAUGUGAGUGUUUUUGGGGGAAAAUGGGGAAAUUUGCGAUUUUUUGAUACUAAAUAUAUGAUUUUUUACUCCAAAAUUGAAUUUUUCGCCUAAAAACCGAUUCUACGCUCGUUUUUUCGUCAAAAUUUCAAUUUUAGGCUCCAAAAAUCACCCUAGAGCUCAUUUUAAUGUUUAUUUACCCAAAAAUUUAUGGGAAUACUUGAAAUUCUGGAUUUUUAGCUUCAUAAUAGUAUUUUUGAGCUGGAAUUUGUCAAAAAUUUGGUAUUUUGAGCUGAAAAUGGUCAGAAACGAUCAACUUUCACCUAAAAACCAGGGUUUUACCCUAAAUUAUGUUCCCAUCAAAAUCACUUUUCAGCUGAAAAUUGAGUUCUGGAGCUUCAAAAAAUGCUGGAAAAUCAGAAUUUUUAUCUGAAAAUGCUCUAAUUUUCAUCCAAAAAAAUCGUCCAAAUUUUAUACGUUUCAAAAAUUUAUGAAUUAUGAUUGGUUUUUGAAAUUUUUGAUAGUCUUCUCACAUCUGAUCAAUUGUCGGAAAAUUAACCUGAAAAUCAAUUUUCAGAUUGAAUUUGAGCUCUGGAGCUUGAAAACUUCUCCAAAAUUGAUUUUCGGCUCAAAUUUGAGCUCCGGACCCUGGAAAAUAUCAAAUUUAGAAGAAAACGAGCUCUGGAUUGAAAAACUCGAGUUUUGUGCUCAUUUCUCUUCAAAAAUCCUUAUUUUCAGCCAGAAAAUUACUGAAUUUUCAGUCUGAGCAUUGCUCAUAUUAUGCCCAAAACUUUAGCAUUGCUCAUGUUAAGAUGCUCAGAAAUGAUCAAUUCUGACCGGAGAUGAGGUUUUUAUCAUCUAAAUUCAAUUUUUGGUCAAAAAUUGGGCAUUGCUCAUGUUAUAAUUUCUUUUGCAGCUCGCCCAACUUCCAUUCGUCGCUCCACCCUCACCACCAAAAUCCUUCUAUCCGCCACCAACUGGUGUAGUUUUGGAAGAUCCACGUCUUCUGCGUGAAUCGGCUCGUUAUGCUCCUCCCCCACCACCUCCACCACCGCCACGUGGCUCACAACAUUUGCCACGUACACCACCACAUCCUUCUUCAUCAUCUUCCUCGUCCAAACCACCAUCUACAGUAACCCAAUCGGCUGAUGAAUCGCCACGUAUGUCGUUGAAGGAUCGAUUGUUUAGUGAAUUUGGAUUGGGAAGUGGAUCGCCUUCUUCUUCUACCAGAAAACGUGAGUAUUUUUGGGGGGAAAUUUGAUGAAAAAUGGGCUCUGGGUGAUUUUUUGGUGAAAAAUUUGCUAAAAUUCAGAAAAUUUUGAUGAAAAUUGAGCCAUGGAUGAAUUUUUUGGUGAAAAAUUGAUUCUUCGAUGAUUUUUCUCAUGAAAAAUGAGCCCAGGAGCUGUUUCAAAGCUUAGAAUCACAAAAAUUCAGCCCUGAGCAGAUUAUCUAUUGAAAAAUGAGCUCUGGACGAUUUUUGAGUCUAAAAUUUGCAAAAGUUGAUGAAAAUUGACCCGGGACUGAUUUUUCUAUCAAAAAUUGGCUAAAAUUCGAAAAAUUUUGAUUUGGACGAUUUUUGAGCCGGAAUUUGGCUCCUGAAUAAUUUUUCCAAUGAAAAUUGAGCCCAGGAUCAAUUUUGAGCUCAAAAACAGCUUCAGAUCGUUUUCUAGACAAAAAAUCUGAAAAUCAACAUUUUCAGCGUGAAAACUGUCGAAAAUUUUGAAAUUUUUUCGAAUUUUGUCCUGGAAUUGAGCAAAAAACUGUGUUUUUUGUUGAAAAUUAGAAAAUUAGCUGUAUUGCUCGAAAAACACAUCAAAAAUUCAAAUUUCCAUCAAAAUUUAAGGAUUGCUCAUAAUAAAUUCAAAAAAUCCCGAAUUUUCAUGAAAUUUGAAACAUUGCUCAUAUUAUAAUUUUAAAAAUCUGGAAAUCUCAAUUUUCAGUCUAUAAUUGACCAGAAAAUAAUAAUUUUUAUAAAAUUUUAAGCAUUGCUCAGAUUAACCUCUAAAAAUACAUUGAAAAUUAAAAAUUUAAUGAAAUUUGAAUCAUUGCUCAUAUUAAACUCGUCAAUUUUUGCAGAAUCUCCACCUCCACCACCUCCAACUCGAUCUCGUGCCUCAAGAUGGCAAUAA